This is a messenger RNA of Pristis pectinata (smalltooth sawfish), 2997 nucleotides long. Its product is annotated as TBC1 domain family member 22B-like. The transcript is spliced from 14 exons. Gene Ontology annotation, biological process: activation of GTPase activity. The record is from RefSeq and is a predicted model, not a curated record. NCBI's taxonomy places the organism in Eukaryota, Metazoa, Chordata, Chondrichthyes, Rhinopristiformes, Pristidae. The coding region runs from base 138 to 1796 and encodes 552 amino acids. Gene Ontology annotation, molecular function: GTPase activator activity.
AUGGCUGCUCGUCAGACAGUUUGUGGGAUUGGUUUCAGGUUUUAACCUUUCUUUGAUGCGGCGGUCGGAUUUACUGCUUCGUUUGUGCAGUCGCCGUUCGAAUCAUUUUGAAGCGGCGAGCGUGAGAGGAGGGUGUCAUGGCGAAUGAAAACAGGAGGCAGUUCUGGAAGCGGAACAGCAAGGUUCCCGGAAGUAUACAACAAGUUUAUGGAGCACAGCAUCCCCCAUUUGAUCCCCGGCUACACAAAAACUUACUUAAAGAAGGUUCCAAGAUGUACACACAGUCAAAGUCAAAGAGAGCGUCAAGUUUCCAUGAGUUUGCAAAAAGCACCAGUGAUGCUUGGGACAUUGGGGAUGAUGAAGAAGAGGAGUUCAUGGCUGUUGCUUCCCAAAGUCUCAAUUCAAAGGUUGCAAUGGCAACAGCAGCUCAGGUCAUUCAGAACCACAAUAAAUUAAUGGACCAGCCAGGAGAAAAAUUGCAUCAAUCGGAAUCAAUCGAUGAGGCUAAAACAAAUGGCAAGGUGGUCAAAUCAAACAGUGAAGUACAACUGUCAAAGUCUUCAGGUGUCUCUUUAGGCAGAAUAACACUCCAGAAACAACAGUCACUCCCUUCACGGCCUCUUAUUCCAUUAGUUGCAAGAAUUUCAGAUCAGAAUGCAUCAGGAGCUCCACAAAUGACCAUAAGAGAAAAAUCUCGCCAUGAAAAGUUCAAGCAGCUUUUAAGCAGUGCACAUACUGAUUUGGAAGAACUGAGGAAGUACAGCUGGUCCGGUGUUCCACGAGACGUUCGUUCUGUUACGUGGAGACUACUGUCGGGAUAUCUGCCUGCAAAUAUGGAAAGAAGGGAAAUCACUUUACAGCGAAAGCGGGAAGAGUAUUUUGGGUUUAUUGAACAAUAUUAUGAUUCCAGAAAUGAAGAACAUCACCAAGAUACCUAUCGACAGAUUCACAUUGACAUUCCUCGAACUAAUCCUCUUAUUCCUCUCUUUCAACAACCUUCUGUUCAAGAGAUCUUUGAACGAAUUCUCUUCAUAUGGGCCAUUCGACAUCCAGCAAGUGGUUAUGUUCAAGGAAUUAAUGACCUAGUUACUCCUUUCUUCGUGGUAUUCCUUUCAGAGCAUGUGGAAGAAGAUGUAGAAAAUUUCGAUGUAACAAACCUGUCCGAAGAUGUGCAACGGAACAUUGAAGCUGACAGUUUCUGGUGUAUGAGCAAGCUAUUGGAUGGAAUACAGGACAAUUACACUUUUGCACAACCAGGGAUUCAGAAGAAAGUAAAAGCACUUGAAGAACUCAUCAGUAGAAUUGAUGAGCAAGUCCACAUUCACUUCCGGAAAUAUGAGGUAGAAUACUUGCAGUUCGCAUUCCGCUGGAUGAAUAACUUGUUGAUGCGGGAGCUGCCACUCCGAUGCACCAUCCGUCUUUGGGACACAUAUCAGUCAGAGCCAGAGGGAUUUUCUCAUUUCCACUUGUAUGUCUGUGCUGCUUUCCUCAUCAAAUGGAGGAAAGAAAUUUUGGAAGAAGAUGACUUUCAAGGUCUACUGAUGUUGUUGCAGAAUCUACCUACAAUCCAUUGGGGUAAUGAAGAAGUUGGUCUACUCCUAGCAGAAGCGUACAGACUUAACAAAAACAGAACAUGCUGGAAAUAUUCACCAGGUCAGGCAGCAUCUGUGGAAAGUGAGAGUCUAUGUUUCAGUUCGAUGACCUUCCAUCAAAAUUAUCUGAUGAAUGGCUAUCAAUCUGAAAUAUUAAUUCAUUUUCCAUCUGUAAUUUUUUGCUUUUUGAUUAUUGUGCUUUAAUUUCUUGUUUUUCAAAAGGAAUAAUGAAUGGGCAGAUUAUUUCCUGAGCUAUUAUGUAAAUGUGUAAAUUCAUGAAUAUAUUUGUAGUCUUAAUACCUGGUUCUGCUUCCAUUUUUAUAUUUGCUUACAGAUUAUUGCAUUAUGGUUAAGGUCAAGCACAUGGAUCAAAGCACAAUUAAUUUCUUUGAUUACGUUUAGUUGGUAGCCAGUGUAUAGUUUUUUUUUGCCCCAAAAACAGCUCCCCUGGCAUCCCUGUUGCUGCUGAUCUCAGAAGUGAUUCGCCACUGUAAGGAGGGCUAAAAUUGAAAUAAAAGCUACCUUGGUAAUUGAAUGCAAUGACGAAAAUUUGGGAAUAGCUGCCUGCCAUUGUAGCUAGAAAAUAGUUUAUCUGGUUUAAGGGUUAAAUACUGUUUUAAACUGGCAAAUGAAUACACUGUUGUAAUGCUGCAGAUGCUUUCAUUCAUUUGUGAAGAAGGGAACUAGUUAAAUCAGUAUUACAAUCGUAUAUGUGAUGCUGAUCCAUAUGCUGUUGGGUAAAUUUGGUUCCCUGGUCAGGAAUUAGGGAAGUAAGUGGCAUUUUAGCAUUUUGAAACAGAUGAGUUCCAUGAUGAAAAUGUGAGCAGAAACAACUCAUAGAACAUACAAACUCAUGUACCUUUGCUAAUUUUCUGAAUUGUACAGGUGUGGUAAUAUUUUGCCACAAUUGUAUUUGAUAUCUGGAAUUGUAAAUAUUAGCACUGUGUGUAUGACUGAAAAGCUUACAGCUACACUAUCAAAAACCAGAAAGAUGUUGCAUGGUUUAUCAACAAUUUCUUUAGACCUUCUGGAUAUAAGUGAAUUAUAACUGUGACUUUCCACCUUUUCACUGUGUGAGGUUUUAAUAUGAUAUGAGCUGUCAAAAUGGCACAACUUGUUGUCAUUUCUUGUGCAAUAGGUCCAAAUGACAUGUUUUUUUAUGUGCAUUGUGCAUUAGCAGUUAUAGUCCUGUUUUGGAAAUUACAUAAUACAAGAUGUUUCAUUUAAAUAGUUUAACAUAAAAUUGCAGAACCACAUAAUGUAGCAAGAACAUUCGUACAGCAGUGAGGAAAUUAAUACACAAGCCCUUUGGACGUUACUGUUUCUGAAAAAUGCCAAAUUUUUUAAACCAUGUUUUUUUUAAUGCUUCUGUAGUCAGUGUUAUUACGAGGCUUUAAGAAUUAAA